AUAAUUUGGAGUUGAGUUUAGGUUUGUCUUGUUCUUUUCAUUUGAUUUGAUUGGUAGUGCACCUGAUUGUGGUACUGGGCCGGAGGACUUGUUGGUGAAGGGCCUGUGAGGCACUAUGAGUGGAGAAGAAGAUCCUGAACAGAUGCGCCGAUGCAUCCCAGAGAUCUUGGAUCUCGUCUUCCGUCUGAGCGAUGGGGCAUGGAAUACGUUGAUGUACGUAUCGCAUGAGGUGUCUCCGCUGCAGUUAGUAGCGCUCAGCACUAACGCCGUGGUCUCUGCAGCAAGGUCUGUCCUGCAGAGAUGCAUGCAGACUCUGAUUGGAGCAGCUGGGGCAGAAACAGCGCUCCUGGACAAAGAGAAGCUGAUUGAAAGAUCUGAGUCUGUGAGUCUGUCUGGCCUGUCUACCAGCACUGACUCCACCGGACCUUCGUCCUCAACCUCAGCUGAACGAUCUUCUGUGGACCAGUCAGACUGUAUAUGUGACAGUGUUGAGGAUUUCUUAAGGGAGGUGAUGGAAAAGUCCAUCUGCAAGUUCACCUCCUCAAAAACAUCUCCACUGCCUGGGAACUGGAAGACAACCAACAGUCUUCUAGCUAAAGAGAGACAUAUUCUGGAGGAACUGAAAGACAGAGCUGACCAUUCAUCACAGACUCCAGAGUCUUUGGCGGUCCAACCCAUCCGCAGUGCUACAUUGAGGGAAACAACAGCCAACCAUGUUUCCCAAAGAGGUGAUCUCACCAUCUGCACUAGAGAUGUCAGUGGUGGGAUCAGACGUCUUCACUAUCCAACAGCUUCCCGUGCCGUCUGGAACAUUCCGGCACUGAACGCUGGGAGUGCCAUGUUGAUCCGGUCACCACGCUGGACAGUGUCUCAAAUUUUCCAGCUUCACUUCGACUCCUGUACGGAUACAGUUACCAUGAGAGUUGUGGAGAUUCACAAAAGUGAGCUGCUUCUGCCCAGCUCCUCUAAAGUGUCUCUCCUCAUCUCUAUAUUCCUUCAAACUCUGCCUACAGUCGAAGUCACGACAGUUAAGCCUCAGAGCUUCAUUACUGAGGCUGGUCAGGCAGCAAGUGGAGCCACUGGCCAUGAGGAGGGCAUCGUUUUUGAGGAGCUUGAUUCUGCAGAAUCCUCAGAUGAAACUGCCCCAUCAGCUUCACUGAUGGCUCUUGACCAAGAUGUGCAAAGAGCAAGUACAAGUGUUGAAGCCCAGGAGAAAACCUCAACCAUGGCUUUGAGUCUGACAUGCAGAACCUCUGGGGAGAUGGAGGAUCCUCUGGCAUUGCUCGUGAAUUCUGAGCAAGCCGAAUCUGAGAGGAUCAAUGAUGUCUCUGUAUGUGACGUCACGUCUCCUGAGGUUGUGAGAAAGAGGAGCCGUGGAUGUCAUUUCUUUGCGGGCAGAAAAGCUUUUAUCAGCUUUGGACAAAAGAGAGAAUCGACGGUGGCGCCCUUCAAGAAGACGAGGAAGCGUCUGUCACGAAUGUUCUCAGCUGUCUGCAAAGCCCUGCCCAACCCCUUCUCAUGCAUGUCUCCACCAUCUUAAGACCUGCUUAUCAAGCUGCUUUGGUGACUCUUCCAAUGAGUCCUGUAAUCAUAAUGUACCCAAAAUGCAUUUAUAAUGUGCCGUAUGGUCUGCAUAACAUCGUAUAACACCAGGCAUAAACCUCUAUUAACUUCGACAUAGUUAUAUUUACACACAGGACACUUUAUAAAUCAAGAGUGUAUGACGUCAGAAAUUUCAGAUCCAUAAUGCAAAGAAAUCAUACCAGAACGUGACAAUCUUUAAGUGCUGUCGGCUGUGGUUUACUGUUCGUCUCCACUGGCUAACAGAGCUGAGCUGCUACUGAUUUAGCCUUGGUUGCUAAAUGCUAACAGUCUAGCACCAGCUGGCCUGACAUUACAGUUUCUGGACAGUUCAACACAAACAAAGUCCAUCCAACCCAAACUGCAUAUAAAAGGUUCUGAUGUCUAAAAAAUAAAUCCUUAUUAAUUUCAAACUGGCGCAGUGCCAGUUCCACCAAAAAUCAGCCCUUACUCUCCGACUCUGCAGAACCGUGCUCUAGACCCAGCAAACGUUUAUGAAGGCCUGGCUCUGCAGAACGUAUACAAGAACCUUGUCAUGGUAUCAUAUGACGUAGAACAUCGUUCAUGUUUACAGUGUUCUGAUGAACAGACGUCAUAAGAGUCCUGACUUUAUUAGGUUUAAACUCUUAUUUUAUAAAGUGCUGUGUGUAAAUGGAACUAUGAAGUGUCUGAAAUUUGGGAGGAGGGCGGAUCCCAAAACCCCUCCUCCUUCCAGUCUAACACCUUAUGAAUGUCCAGUCCUACCUUCCGGUUCCGAUGACUGAGCCGUCAGGCUCUACAGUCUGGCGUCGACCCGAGGAGGACGGGUUCCCCUGCUGAGUCCUGGUGCCUCUCAAGGUUUCUUCCUCAGGUCAGGGAGUUUUUUCUUGCCGCUGUCGCCCUCGGCUUGACCAUCAGGGGUUCAGACCCAGAUGUCUGGUUGAACACAGCUGCGUCACCAUCCGGCUAUUCAACCCGAACUGAAUUUUAAGUGCAGCACAAUGAGGUUAUAAAUGCCAGAGAAAUACCUUAUAAAUGCAUUAUAAAGCAUUAUGUCUUCAG
Molecule: messenger RNA, 2622 nt
Organism: Pygocentrus nattereri (red-bellied piranha)
Lineage: Eukaryota; Metazoa; Chordata; Actinopteri; Characiformes; Serrasalmidae
Exons: 6
Coding region: 116-1540 (474 amino acids)
Source: RefSeq, a predicted model, not a curated record